UCAGGUUUCGUAUACAGAGAUCAACACAGAGAUACAGACAUGAGCUUGUUGUUGGGGAAUGGUAGCAAUAGCAGUAACCCAUUAUCAUCGUACUGUGUUCAAGAAAAUAAACCAUGUAUUGGGUGGUGGGUUGACGAGUAUUUCAAAGAUUGUCUCUGCAAUCUCAAGGACCAAAUCUCGUUCGGAUUGGGAAUUAUAAGCCUUGUUUGUUGGGGUGUAGCUGAAAUCCCUCAGAUUAUCACCAACUUCCGUACUAAAUCCAGCCAUGGCGUCUCUCUUAUCUUCCUCCUAACAUGGAUUGCAGGGGAUAUCUUUAAUCUUGUGGGUUGUCUUCUGGAACCUGCAACAUUGCCCACACAAUACUACACUGCUAUGCUUUACACAACAAGCACAGUCAUCUUGGUGUUGCAGAGCUUGUACUAUGAUCACAUCUAUGCAUGGUUGAAAUCUCGGAAAGCCGAUGCAAAUGCUAGUCCAGAGGUGGAAGAAACUAAGAAACCCCUCAAACCAGCUGCCAUUUUAAAUUCGCAAAGUCGUGCCAUCAAAGCAUCCCCAUCUCAACGCCCGAACUACUAUUACAUGUCAGCAAGAUCAAUGGCUGGAAGUUCAACUCCACCUUUUAGAGGUUGUCUAUGGACAACAAGAAGCGGCCCAGCCUCGGCUAUGGCUGCUGAAAAUGAUUCUUCUUCAGAAGAUGAGUCAUCGGUUGAGAUACCAAAGACUGCUUCCCAACCUAGGCCAAUACCACGCUCUGUGGGUUAUGGAGCAUUUUUUGGUGCUUCACUGAAUAUGCCUUCACAGGCCAAGGGUUUGGUUCAAGUUUAUGCUUACAGGCAGCUUCUACAAGAUGGUGGUGGUGGAAAAAGUGUGUAUGGCCAAUGGCUGGGCUGGAUGAUGGCUGCUAUAUACAUGGGCGGUCGCAUUCCUCAAAUUGUGUUAAAUGUGAAAAGAGGCAGUGUUGAGGGUUUGAAUCCUCUCAUGUUCGUGUUUGCACUCGUGGCCAAUGCAACUUACGUUGGAAGCAUUCUUGUAAGAAGUACAGAAUGGGAGAGAAUUAAAGCAAACAUGCCGUGGUUGCUGGAUGCUGCAGCCUGUGUGGCACUCGACGCUUUCAUCAUAAUGCAGUACGUCUACUACAGAUACUUCUUCCUGAAGCAGCGACUUCCAAACAGCCAUCAUGAGGUCUACUAGAAGACUUAUGUCACCCAUCUUCUUUCUACCUAAUUGAGUGUUAUGGGCAAUUAUUUGGUUGAAAUACAUUAUUGUUAUUAAUAAUUAGGAUGAUGGUAGCAACAUCUCGAGCGGAUCUCAUCAAAAAAUUAACAAAAAGGUCACUUAACAUUGUACAAGAAUUCAAGUAAUAUGAGAUUCUU
Molecule: messenger RNA, 1373 nt
Organism: Cynara cardunculus var. scolymus (artichoke)
Lineage: Eukaryota; Viridiplantae; Streptophyta; Magnoliopsida; Asterales; Asteraceae
Product: probable vacuolar amino acid transporter YPQ2
Exons: 12
Coding region: 40-1191 (383 amino acids)
Source: RefSeq, a predicted model, not a curated record